UGGCGGCUGGCCACGCCCAUGCACACGGACCCCACGCGCGAGCAGACGACAGGCGGAGGAGGCCGGGAGGCCGACAGCGACAGGCCUCACCGAGAAGAAGAAGGUCGCCAUGGAAGCAAAGCAGGUCGCCGGCGCAUUGGAGGACGUGUAGUGCCCAGGAAAAGAAAGCACUGCAAGAUUGUUAAUCCUAAAAGAUCAUAUGGGUCUCCUGGAGCUCUUCGUCACGGCAUGCGUGCCGGUCUUCAACAUGCUCCUGGUAACAGGCGUUGGGUCCUUCCUAGCAAGUGAUUUUGCUGGCAUACUCAACAAAGAAGCAAGAAAGCAUCUAAACAAUCUUGUGCUCUACGUAUUCAAUCCUUCCCUCAUCGCAACCUAUUUGGCGAAGACAGUCACCAUGGAAAGCUUGGGUAAACUGUGGUUCAUGCCAGUGAAUAUUCUUCUCAGUUUUAUUUUUGGUUUAUUCUUCGGAUGGAUCCUGAUACAAGUCACCAGAGCACCUGCGAAGCUAAAGGGCCUCAUAUUGGGUUGUUGUUCUGCUGGUAACGUGGGCAAUAUUUUCCUGAUCAUCGUACCAGCUCUUUGCAAAGAGAAGGGAAGCCCGUUUGGAGCCCCUGAUGCAUGUCAAACUUAUGGACUAGCAUAUUCUUCACUCUCAUUGGCAAUUGGUGCUGUGUUUCUGUGGUCAUUUGCGUAUAAUAUCAUACGUGUGACAUCACAAGUGUCUGAAGGAGAUGGCGAUGCUCUAACAAACCAGACAGCAGUCUUCAUUCCAAGAAGUGCUACCGGACCUGUUUCAGAGAAGUUCUCGACCUCUAUAAUGAACGAAUGCACACUCCCAUUGAUAUCCACAGACAUACCUCCCAACAAAUCUAAGGUCCCAUUGUUAGGAAGAGCAAGGCAGUUUCUGCCAUCGAUCGCUGGAGGAGUUGACUUCAGGAAACUCUUUGCUCCCUCAACCAUUGCAGUGAUCGUGGGCCUCAUACUCGGAGCAACACCUCUAACUAAAAAUGCUCUUACUGGAGAAAAUGCCCCUCUUCGCGCCCUUCAAGAAUCCGCUGACCUGCACAGCGGAGCUGCAGUUCCAGCCGUGACGCUGAUAAUGGGAGGAAACCUCCUCAAAGCAGGCUUAGGAGGAAGAUCAAGCGUUCAGCCGUCAGUGAUAGCAGGCGUCAUCGUCGUCAGAUACGUCCUGCUGCCGCUGCUAGGAACCGGGCUGGUCAGGGGCGCGGUCCGCCUCGGCCUCGUCCAGCCCGAUCCCCUGUACCAGUUCAUCCUCCUGCUACCGCAGUACGCCGUCCCGCCUGCGAUGAACAUCGGGACCAUGACGCAGCUGUUCGGCGUCGGGGAGGGCGAGUGCUCCGUGAUCUUCGUGUGGGCGUACGCGCUCGCGUCCGGCGCCGUGACCGCCUGCUCCGCCUUCUUCAUGUGGACGCUGUCGCCGUGACUCGUGUGCGUAGUGCGCAUGUGCCCGUGCCGGUUCACUGGUGUGCGGUAUGCAGUGGAGAAGGCGGCGGCCACGUCUCUAGUAUCGCGCUGUCUAGCUCGUUGUAUCGCGUUGCGGGAAAUACAAGCAGCUCUCUGAUCUGGUUUA
This is a messenger RNA of Setaria italica (foxtail millet), 1591 nucleotides long. RefSeq names its product protein PIN-LIKES 3. Gene Ontology annotation, cellular component: membrane. The record is from RefSeq and is a predicted model, not a curated record. NCBI's taxonomy places the organism in Eukaryota, Viridiplantae, Streptophyta, Magnoliopsida, Poales, Poaceae. Gene Ontology annotation, biological process: endoplasmic reticulum to cytosol auxin transport. The coding region runs from base 200 to 1444 and encodes 414 amino acids. The transcript is spliced from 12 exons.